UUCCCCCGCGCCCGCUGCCUGGCAACGCUACCGCGCGUCCCGUCCGGCCCGCAUGGCACAGCCGCAGCCCGCCGAGAGCCCCGCGCCCCGCACCGGCACGUGGGUGAGCGCCACGCUGCCCCGCCGCUUCCUGCAGCUCCCCUGCUUCCGCGGCUACGGGCAGCCGGAGCCGCACCCGCUGUACCGGACGAGCAACCAGGAGUACGGCCGCAGAGCGCCCACGGCGUACGAAGUGCCGAUCUCCUACCACGUCACCUCGCACGCCUUCUCAGACGCUCUGGCCCAGCGUGGCAUGUACAGGAACGACGGGCUCAACACCUCGCUGGAGAAGAGCCGUGUCACCGGCCCCGCCAACUUCAUCACCCCCUACGACACCCUCAACUUUCACCCCAGCUACAAAGUCGGUGGGCCCUCGCACUGUUAGAGCAAUGAAACCACUUCAGUUCAUCGCUGGCUGCUUAGUUCGAAAAAUAACUCCCUCCUCCCCUAAAAAGUCAGGCAAACGACAGCACCGACCCUACCCCAAACCUGCUGCUCAGCCCCACUGUGAAGCACCACGCACUUCAGGUGCAGUUACAGCCCUGCCUGCUGCCACCAGGCUGCAGGUGACCUUUCCUGAAAGCAGUGGGUUGUCACAGGCUGUGAGCAGGGAAUUCAGUGUGUAGGCAACCUGUAGCCUUGAGGGUGUCCUGAACUUACAGAACCGUUUCCGAGCUGUUGUCUUAAUAAAGAAACGCAUGCAGGAAUCCGCAGCACUGAAGUGAUCCUGAAAAUUAUUUCUGAGAGGAAGGAAAUGGCACAGAUUGUCAAAAAGAGCUCACAUGGCACAACGAAUAGCAGCAGGAUAACACAAGUUCAUGCAGUUAAACAGUUAAGUUGGAAUUUAAUGAAAACUCCUCCUGAACACACUAAAGAAUCUUUCAGCUUGCUACACAGUGUGACAAAAUAGCUACGUUGACAGGUUAAAGGUAGCAAUACAUUUCUAGAAACACCCCCCCAGCUUCAAACUCUAGGAUGUAUUUUUUUAACAGGACUCCCAACCAGUCGAGGCCUCAUUUGGCUUUGGAGGAAGAACAGAUUGCUCUGUUUAGUUAAAAUCACUGAACAUCCAACGUCCAAAACUGAACAGCGUGCCAUCAGGGCUGCGUUUUGUGGUGAGUUUUUGUUUUAAAACAUUUUAAACACUCAAAGCCCAGUGUAUGCUCCUGGGCCAGACACAACUUCGAGAAAGCCUAACAAACACUUCAAGCCCUGCACUGCAAUUCAUUUCGUUAUCCCAAAGGCAAAAACAGCCAGCUGAGUUCAUCCCUCCAAAAACACACCAACACAUGUGAGCAAGUAAAUACUGGGCACAGAAAUGAGCCUGGGAAGUUAACCUUUUAAAUAUUCAACGCAUUAAAAUAGAUAAGCAACCUCCUCUCACUCGCUGCUGUUCCUCCGUUGGACUCUAGAUAAUGCUUUGAGUUUCUCUUCUCUUUCUUCUCCUGAAAUGAGAAGUAACAUUAAGGGCAGAAUUAAUGCAAACACUUGUGG
Messenger RNA from Tympanuchus pallidicinctus (lesser prairie-chicken), 1533 nucleotides. It is a transcript of the gene PIERCE1, whose product is annotated as piercer of microtubule wall 1. The record is from RefSeq and is a predicted model, not a curated record. Gene Ontology annotation, biological process: axoneme assembly. Gene Ontology annotation, cellular component: axonemal microtubule. The coding region runs from base 53 to 424 and encodes 123 amino acids. The transcript is spliced from 3 exons. Lineage: Eukaryota; Metazoa; Chordata; Aves; Galliformes; Phasianidae.